CUCCGCUCAUUGGCUCACCGCUUCUUCAUCUACGACGGUCGCCUCUAUCGCCGCAGCCUUCCUCGCAUGCCACCCCGACUGGUCCCCCGUUUAGAGGAUGUCGCAGCCAUCAAGCGUACCUUCCAUGGCGACCAUCCGGGCUCCUUCGGCCAUCUCGGCGUCUUGACAGCGUAUCAGAUGAUUGCCUUACGCUACUUCUGGUUCAACUUGUACAGCGACAUUGAAGAGUGGGUGCGCGCCUGUCCAGUAUGUCAGCUCCGUCAAUUACGCCGCCCCAAGCAAUACCAGCUGUUUCGCAUCAUUCCCCCGGCGCUCCUCUUCACGUUGUUAGGUCUCGACUGCGUCACCUACCCGAACGCCCAGAUCGGUCGGUCUUCCCAAGUCUACGUCGGCUGCGUCUGCGUCAUUGAUUACCCGUCCGGCUACGGUUGGGCCUACCCGCUCAAGGCGUUCGACGGCCUCAACAUCGUUCUCGCGCUCCGCGAUUGGUGCGCUCGGUAUGGUGUCCCAGUUCACAUC
This is a messenger RNA of Fimicolochytrium jonesii, 519 nucleotides long. RefSeq lists its product as uncharacterized. The transcript has a single exon. The record is from RefSeq and is a predicted model, not a curated record. Lineage: Eukaryota; Fungi; Chytridiomycota; Chytridiomycetes; Spizellomycetales; Powellomycetaceae. The annotation marks the transcript as partial.